UAACCAUAUGGCUCGAAAAAGCCCUUCUCCUUCAAAACGAUUCAUAAGUUUAACUGGAAGUGCACAAUUGACUAUUAAAUUGACAGCAAAAUUCUAUUUUCUACGAUAGGAUAACUUCACAAAGCUUCCUAUCUAAUGGAGAAAAUGUAUUUCUGUUGAAGAAAAGUACGUACAAAAAUAAGACACUCCAUUUGCAUUGGUAUCUAUCACCAAUAAAAUUGUGUACAAAAAUUCCGAUUUAUAUUUCAAUGAUUUUCCUACAUUACACUUUUUUAUAUACUAUUGUGAUCAAAAAAUAGUCAGACUUUCGUUUAAAAAUUUAAAUCGUGUGGGCUUGUCGGAACGAUUUAAUUUUUUUUUUUUUUGUUAAGUUGGUAACAUUAUGAAACAUCUAUGUCAAACUUUAUGUUAAUAUCUGCAACAGUUGUUGAGAUUCGCUCGUUUAUUUCAACCUAAAAAAGUGCUUUCGGCAAUAUUCAGAACGUGUGAAAGAGCGCAGAAUUUGUAUUUUAUUUUUAUUUUGUAAUUUGUUUUAUUUUUAUUUUGUAAUUUGUAUUUUAAUUUUGCUACAAAAAUGGAAUUUUGGCUUCCGACACAUUGUAAAUGUCAUGAAGGGUCUUUGGAGAUAAUACACUGUCCAGAGCAAGUGUUUUUGAUUGGUAUCAAUUAUUCAAAGAAGGCAGAGAACGCGUUGAAGAUACGUCGAACGUCCUGGGUGUCCUUCGAAUGAAGGAUUAUUGUUAAUGAGUUAAUGAGAUAACUCGUCUCGAGCUCUUUCCUAUUUAAAAAGCUCGUGCUCGUGCUCGAGACGAUUUAACUCGUCUCGAGCACGAGAAGAACAAAAUAAUUUGACGAGUAUACUCGCGCAGAGCACCGUAAAGGUUAAUUUUAAUACAGUACCAUGAAAAAAAUUGACUUAAGGAUUAACAAAGGAUUAAAUAAAUAAAGCGUUCGACUCGUCUCUCGAACGAUACAAAACGCAACAUAUAAAUCAUUACUUAAAAACGAUCGAAUAAUUACCAACCACCGGAUAUUUCCUCGAGAACCUCUCGCGUAAUCAUCCAAAAACCGCACAUCUUUCGGUAACACUAUCGCAGAAAACUCGAAGGACAGGACUCGAAGGAUAGUCGUUGAUCAUCCCGAUGCAACUCACCGUUGCGUCCUCGGUGCUGCCACUUCCUCGCGAGACUAUCCCAGUGCUAUUUUUUCCCCUGACAAUCUUUAAUCUUCCAAUUCGUUGUACGCGUGAACGGAUAAACAAAUCUUUGAACAUUACGAUGGAAAGAGAGACGAACGAACAAACGAACGAACGAGCGAACGAACGAUUGACGGAUCGGGAAAGCUCGAUCUAAGCGCACCUACGAACGAGGAGUCCGUGACUGGUGCGUGGGCGGACUGGCGAGUCUCGUGGUUUCGAAAGUAUCGACCAACCGGCGUGAAAUCGUAAAAUGGUCCCAACGAUGGAUUGGCCGAGGAAACCGCGGAAAGGCGGCGACCAAUGUUUCUCGGUCUUCGAAAAGGAUUCCAACCGCCAGUGAUAAUCUCUGAGCCUAAGCGGCUUCGUCGGCGACCAAUCGAGAAGAUCCUCUCGGCUGGCACAGGGCCGCCAUGCUGCUCCCGCGGGUUCCUAAUUUAGAGUUCAAUUAGCGCCUCCGGAGCACAGGAGAACCGUACCGUGGCAUCGAUUGGACGGUUCUUCGGAGGGAACCGUCGCGGAACGAAAGAAAAAAAAAAGACAUCGAACGAAGACGACGAUACGUCAGCGGAACGAUCGUCCCCUUUCCCUUACUUUUCUUACUUCCUCCACCUAGUCGAGCCCUUGGAAUUGUCGAUAUACGAGGAUUACAGAAGAUACAGAGCUAAGCAAAAAGAGCGUGAAGUCUGUUCCGAGACUCGGUUGCAGAGGCGAACGAGUCGGAAGAUAGUCGAGGAACAGGGACCAUGCAGCCAGCGGUGGCGACUAAGCCCGGUUCUCCGACGCGUUCGUCCUGUUGCGAAAGGGAACGGGAAAGAGAGGCUCGCGAAGAUCGCGAACGCGAACGCGAUCGCGAUCGCGAACGCGAAUGCGAACGCGAACGCAGCACCGUUGGACGACAAGGACAAGCGACUCCCGACGACGAUCGCGAGGAACAGAACGAAGAAAGGCAGGCGAUAUCGGGCCAGAAUAUCGCCGCUAUGACUAUCGGCCGAAGUCAGGGAUUACCUUUGUCCCUGUCCCUCGAGGACAGGGAUUUGUGGACCAAGUUCCAGUGUCUCACCAAUGAAAUGAUCGUCACGAAGAACGGGAGACGAAUGUUUCCAGUUGUCAAGAUAGUCGCGCGGGGAUUAGAACCAAAAGCCAUGUACACUCUUCUUCUUGAAUUCGUCCAAGUGGAUCCGCACAGAUGGAAAUACGUAAACGGCGAAUGGGUCCCAGGUGGAAAGGCGGAAGUCGCUCCACCGAAUCCGAUUUACAUCCACCCGGAGAGUCCGAAUUUCGGAUCCCAUUGGAUGAAGGAGCCGGUGUCGUUCGCCAAAGUGAAGCUGACGAACAAAUCUAACGGGAACGGACAGAUUAUGCUCAACUCGCUGCACAAAUACGAGCCACGUGUUCAUUUAGUGCGCGUGGACGCAGUGGAGCAACGAACGGUUCUUACGUACCGAUACCCUGAGACACAGUUCAUAGCAGUGACGGCUUAUCAGAACGAGGAAGUGACGAAUCUGAAAAUCAAAUACAACCCUUUCGCUAAAGCGUUCCUCGAUGCCAAGGAAAGACCUCCCGAUCCGCAGACUUAUCCCCAAUACACAGGUGCUUGGUUUUUGCCACAACCUGGUAUGGGCUACGAGUACAACACCGCUACAGCGAUCGCAGCUGUCCAGAAUCAAGCGUCAGCGACAGUCAAUAAUCAUCUCUCGAAUACGUGCACAAUUUCUACGGUUGGCCAUAGAAAUACUUGCAGAUCGACGCCUUACACGCUCAGGCAUAAGUACAUUCAAGAUGAACAAAGGACGGAUCCGUAUAGUCCAGUACAGCUGUUACACUCGACGGCGUACGUGACAGCAUCGGGAUGGUCACCGCGAAGUCCGGAAUCUCUUCAAAACCCAAGUCCGGCGUGUUUGCCGCCUAGCCAAGAAUGGGCGACGUCGCCUUCGCCAUCGCCAACUUCUACCUCGCAUGGAGUAUUCGGCAGAAACAGUUUGGGAACACCCUCGUCGACCACAGCUACGGCUACCGCAACGGGAUGCGCUUUCUACGUACCGACCAACGUAUCUUCAGUUCCUCAAGAACACGGUCAUUGCACGGACACUUCGACUUGGAUUCACCCCACCACCCUUUCGGAACAACAACACCAACAGCAACAAUCUUAUUUAAACUUGAAUCUACACUUGCAUCACCAGAUGUCAUCGUACGGUCCAGUUUCACACGGCGGCUUGCAUCACUCUUUGCAUCCAAACGGGAUGGACGGCACGGUUCCUCCGGUCGACGAGUACGUUCACGAGUAUCAGGCGACACCUGUCCAAUCAACGACACCGGACCGUCAUCAGCAACACCAUCAUCCCCAAAUGCUGCAUUUACAACCGAUUCAACAGACCGGGACUGUAUCUCCUGUCAGCGUAGAAUACGAUACUCCUCCGAAGGAGCAUCAUAUACCGGUCAGUUACCCCGAUCAAAAUACGAAUACGCUAAACGAUGUACAGUCGGACGAGAACAGAAGAUACUUGACAACGGUUAUCGAUAGACAUCACCAUCAAGAGUCAGACAUUCCAACAAACGAUCAUCAAACCGCCGCUUGGACACCAUUGACACCACCGCCUGCUCCCCAAACUACGGCGAUUUGAUUCAAGUAUGUGAUACAACUGCGACUAGUUUUAUUUAUACUACUUAGCUACCUAGCUAUUCGGACGUUUCUACAUUUCUUUUUAUAGUUAGACGAUUAAACGGAAAUUGAAACCGACGCGUAAAAUAAAUAUCAAAUUGUACACAGUGUCCGUUUAAGUGCAAUACGAACAGUACGAUAGACUUUUACUUGGACAACCCUUACACGACCAGACCUUUCAGCCGAAAAAACGAAUGCCAAUUAUCGUUUAUCGGUUCUUCCUACAAAUAAUCUAUGCAUGCAUAUGUAUAGGAACCUAUACUGUAUCUUCGUUUUUAACAACACCGAGAGAAACAGCUUUAACGAUUCAACGAUACUUCCAAAUUAAAUAAAUAAUUUGGCCAAGUAGUUAAAGUAUGCAUUCGCAUAUACAAUUGCGCAGACAGAUUAACAAAUUCGGAUAAAUACGAUCAACGAAAAUGUUCUUUAUAAUAAAUUUAUACGGCUAAUGAAAAUGUAAUAUUUAUAUAGCAUAAAGAAAUGGUAAAGAUCUACUUGUACCACAUAAAAACGUUAAUUUAAUGAUAUGUGUGCUGUAAACGAAAUCGAAAUUCAAAAUAAAAUUAACGAGAGAAAGACUGUUUAAACGAUUACUGGGAUGAUAAGAUAAAAAAUACAUUUAGUCGGACAAAAAGGAAUGAUCGCGUAAUGUGUCGAUGAUCUAUUUACCGGCAGACUGUUUUUAUCUGAAGAUAGAUCAUCCGAGAAUGCGAUCGGUCGAAAUAGGGCCGAGUAACCGAAAGUCUACCGUACGUAUAGAUAUAUCAAAUUAUCGUUAAGUAUAGAAUACAACACACAAGAUCGAGAUACGAAAAUUACAUUGAUACCACGCGAUAGAAGAGAAAUAGCGUUUAACGUUUCUAAUGGGAUUAAUUAAACGGUUUGUACAUUUUAUUUUACAAACUGUUUCAAUAGUAAUCGAUGUGUUUUGCAAUCGAU
This is a messenger RNA of Hylaeus volcanicus, 4796 nucleotides long. RefSeq names its product T-box transcription factor T (gene byn). The transcript has 7 exons. The record is from RefSeq and is a predicted model, not a curated record. Lineage: Eukaryota; Metazoa; Arthropoda; Insecta; Hymenoptera; Colletidae. Gene Ontology annotation, cellular component: nucleus. Bases 1942 to 3819 code for a protein of 625 amino acids. Gene Ontology annotation, molecular function: RNA polymerase II cis-regulatory region sequence-specific DNA binding; DNA-binding transcription factor activity, RNA polymerase II-specific. Gene Ontology annotation, biological process: mesoderm formation; positive regulation of DNA-templated transcription; cell fate specification.